UUAUCAGUAAUUUGGUUUUUUCUUUUGCAACAACUGUGGCAAUACUUGUGGCUUGGAUUCGCGAUAAUCACAACAUUUGCCGUGUAAUUAAGUAAUUAAUUGAUAAUAUAGAAACCAUAAUAUAAAAUAUAAUUAUUGUCGGAACAACCAAUUCUCUGCUCGCAUUUGCCAUGUAAAUGCACUAAUUAGUUGAUGGGUGUGCGUGUGAUAAGCGCUCCGGAACUUAAAUACGUUGUAAAAAUUGAAAAUUAAAUUAGUUUAAUUGUGUUUGCGCGCCGUGCAAACCAAAUUAAUUGUGGUUGCAAAUAGUAAUUUUUUUUUGCGCUAAUCUAAUCGGUGCCAUAAACAAGUUCGGCUAAAAGGCUUUGCAAAGGCAGGGGAGCCUGUUAAAGUCAGUUAUAUAACAAGUGGAUGCGUUCAAGUGUUCGAGUUUCAAGUAACCUCGAAAGCCAAAGGCAAGAAAAAAGCAACAGAAAUCCCCAGAAAAGAUAACUACAACAACAACCACAACACGAUAGUGUAUUAAAAGGCUCAUCAGCGCACAUAAACCGAAAUCUUCUGUAAUUUGCUCAAUUGAACGCAAACUGAGCAGUCAGUGUGCCGCGUCCCACUAUAAUAUCCAAGAGAUACAUUUGGAGCUUGGAAAGCGCACAUCAGUCUGGCAGACAGCAGACAACAGCCAGCACCCAGCACCCAGGCUGGUUGUAUCUUUUCUCUACUAAUUGCUAGGGAUUCAACUUAAGCCCCAUCAUGUCCUUUACAAAAUGCAGCCUCUUAGCGCUGCUGGCAUUCCAUGGAAUCUGCAGCCUAGUCAGUGGCUAUAGAGUGGGUGUAGGCCGCGCCGAUAUUACCGGACCACCGGUGGAAAUCAAUUUCAUGGGCUAUGCGAACAUCAAACAGGUGGGUCGCGGUCUCCAUACACGCAUCUUCUCACGCGCCUUCGUUGUGGAGGAUGACAAUGGCCAUCGAGUGGCAUUCAUCAGCGCCGAUUGUGGCAUGAUGGGCUAUGGUCUGAAACGUGAGGUUGUCAAGCGUCUGCAGGCACGUUACGGCGACAUUUAUACCACGGAUAAUGUGGCCAUUAGUGGCACACAUACGCACGGCGCCCCUGGAGGUUUCCUGAUGCACCUGCUCUACGACAUUUCCAUUCUGGGCUUUGUGCCCCAAACCUUUGAGGUGAUGGCUCAGGGCUUGUAUUUGAGCAUCAAGCGGGCCACAGAUAAUCUGGUCGAUGGCAAGAUCUUUCUAUCGAAGACUGUCGUACUGAAUGCCAACAUCAAUCGCUCACCCAGUUCGUAUCUGCGUAAUCCCGAAGAGGAACGCGCACAGUACGAGCACGACGUGGACAAGACGCUGACCCAGUUGCGCUUCGUGGACAAGGAGAAUAAUCUGUUGGGUGCCUUCAACUGGUAUGCCGUGCAUGCCACGUCCAUGAACAAUACAAAUAAGCUGGUGACCAGCGAUAAUGUUGGAUAUGCCGCUCUACUCCUGGAGAAGGAGUACAAUCCCAACAAAUUGCCUGGCAAGGGAAAAUUUGUGGGCGCCUUCUGCUCCUCGAAUUUGGGCGAUGUUUCGCCAAAUAUUAUGGGUCCCAAGUGUUCGAUUUCUGGCAAUGAUUGCGACAUAUUGUCCUCCACCUGUCCACCUGGCGAAGGCGAAUGUUUCGCAUCCGGUCCGGGUCGUGAUAUGUUCGAGAGCACCCAAAUGAUUGGCCAAAGACUUGCCGAGGGCGCUCUUAAUUUGCUCAAUGAGCAGAGUCAGGAGUCUACUGCACGCGAGGUUACAGGCGAUGUGCGCUUUAUUCAUCAGUUUGUUGAUAUGCCCAAUUAUAAUGGCAGUGCGUACAAUCCGUUGUCGAGAAAACUGGAUCCAGUACGGGGCUGCCAGCCAACAAUGGGCUAUAGCUUUGCCGCAGGAACCACCGAUGGUCCAGGUGCCUUUAGCUUUGCUCAAGGCACCACCACCGAUAAUCCCAUGUGGAAUUUUGUUCGUGACUUCAUUGUGCCGCCCACUCAGGAGGAUAUCAAGUGUCAUGAACCGAAACCUAUUCUUCUGGCCACUGGAAGGGCCACCUUUCCCUACGAGUGGCAGCCCAAGAUAGUAUCCACACAGCUAUUGAAGAUUGGCGAUGUCCUCAUUGCUGCCGUGCCCUGUGAGUUUACGACUAUGGCUGGACGUCGGCUACGGAAUCAAAUACGUGCGGCAGCUUCAGCGGCUGGCGGUAUAGAUACGGAGGUCAUUAUUGCCGGUCUGACGAACAUAUACUCGAGCUACACGGUGACGCCGGAAGAGUACCAGGCACAGCGUUAUGAGGCCGCUUCUACGAUUUUCGGGCCACACACACAUACCAUCUAUAUGGAUGUGUUUGAGCGGCUCACCAAAGCCAUGAUGCGGAAUGAUACGGUAGAUGCGGGUCCGAGUCCGCCCUAUAUGAACGAUGUGAUGUUGUCGCUGAAUACGGGCGUACUCUUCGAUGGACAUCCGAUAGGCACAGAUUUCGGUUAUGUGAAGAUUCAGCCCAAAAAGGAAUACGGCAUCAAUGAUACGGUGAAAGCCACAUUUAUUUCGGGAAAUCCCCGCAACAAUCUUUUCACAGAGAAAACCUAUUUCGCCAUUGAGCGAAAGAUCAAUGAGGAUCGCUGGAAGGUCACUUACACGGAUGCCAGCUGGGAAACCAAAAUGGUCUGGCAUCGCACCAACACAAUUCUGGGCUUCAGCGAGCUGGAGAUAUACUGGACCAUUAGUCCGCAGACCUUGCCGGGCGUAUAUCGCAUACGACAUUCCGGUGAAUACAAAUACAUUUUGGGUGGCAAGUAUCCCUAUGAGGGUCUGACGCAAUCGUUCACCGUCUCGGAGGACUAGAAGCUGCUAAUUCCUAUACAUCCCUUUUUUUCUGGACUACCGAUUUACUUGCAUAUCAAUCCAUAUAUUUAUUUACCAUAAAUAACUGAAAAGGAAAAGCUUUAUUUUUGCAACUACAAAUAAAAGAGAUGCCAAAUUUUGUUAGUAACAAUGUUUAAGUGAUUCUAAA
This is a messenger RNA of Scaptodrosophila lebanonensis, 3031 nucleotides long. It is a transcript of the gene CDase, whose product is annotated as neutral ceramidase. Gene Ontology annotation, molecular function: N-acylsphingosine amidohydrolase activity. Gene Ontology annotation, cellular component: extracellular region. Gene Ontology annotation, biological process: ceramide catabolic process; long-chain fatty acid biosynthetic process; sphingosine biosynthetic process. The record is from RefSeq and is a predicted model, not a curated record. The transcript is spliced from 6 exons. Lineage: Eukaryota; Metazoa; Arthropoda; Insecta; Diptera; Drosophilidae. The coding region runs from base 751 to 2862 and encodes 703 amino acids.